Asparagus officinalis (garden asparagus) is the source of this 2957-nucleotide messenger RNA. Its product is annotated as ABC transporter C family member 14-like. Lineage: Eukaryota; Viridiplantae; Streptophyta; Magnoliopsida; Asparagales; Asparagaceae. Gene Ontology annotation, molecular function: ABC-type transporter activity; ATP binding; ATP hydrolysis activity. Gene Ontology annotation, cellular component: plant-type vacuole; vacuolar membrane. The record is from RefSeq and is a predicted model, not a curated record. Gene Ontology annotation, biological process: transmembrane transport. The transcript is spliced from 11 exons. The coding region runs from base 33 to 2462 and encodes 809 amino acids.
AAGCUCGCUGGACUCCUUGCUUGCUUGGGGAGAUGAGGAAGAUCUCUGGGAAGGUUAGAGUAUGUGGGACGACAGCAUAUGUGGCACAAACAGCAUGGAUUCAGAGCGGAACCAUUCAAGAGAACAUCUUGUUUGGGGAGCCCAUGGACCAUGAGAGAUAUAAGGAGGUUAUUAGGGUUUGUUGCUUAGAAAAGGAUCUGGAAAUGAUGGAAUUUGGGGAUCAGACCGAGAUUGGGGAGAGGGGAAUCAACCUUAGCGGAGGUCAGAAGCAACGUAUACAGCUUGCCAGGGCUGUGUAUCAGGAUUGUGAUAUCUACCUCCUCGAUGACAUCUUUAGUGCUGUUGAUGCUCACACUGGGUCAGAACUCUUCAAGGAAUGUGUGAGAGGAGCGCUCAAAGCAAAGACUAUUAUACUUGUCACUCAUCAAGUCGACUUCUUGCAUAAUGCUGAUCUCAUCUUGGUAAUGCGAGAUGGGGAAAUUGUACAGUCGGGAAAGUACAACGAGUUACUAGCUCCAGGAUCAGAUUUUGAGGCUCUUGUUGCUGCUCAUGAUAGUUCAAUGGAGCUUGUAGCUCAUGAUGGCACUGAGCAGCCAGCAAAUCCUACAGAUAAACCCAUCAUAAAACGUGAGCUAUCUACUAAAGAAAAUGGUGCAGAAGUCUCACCAAAAUCUGAAAAGCACACAUCCAAACUCAUUGAGGAUGAGGAACGAGAAACUGGUCUAGUUGGAUGGAACGUGUACAAGUUAUACAUGACAGAGGCUUGGGGAUGGUGGGGUGUGAUUGCUAUUGUUAUUGUUUCUCUGCUUUCACAGGGUCUUUCAAUGGCGAGUGACUAUUGGUUGGCGUACGAAACGUCAGAUGAAAAUGUCUCAUCUUUCAGUCCGAACAUAUUUAUAGAAGUCUAUUCCGCACUAGCAUUAGUUGCAAUUAUCUUCAUCGCUGUCAGAACCUAUCUUGUGACAUAUCUGGGACUUGUGACUGCUCAAAUCUUCUUCAAGCAAAUCCUUAACAGUAUAUUACAUGCUCCCAUGGCCUUUUUUGAUACUACACCUUCUGGAAGAAUACUAAGUCGGGCAUCGUCUGAUCAAACCAACAUUGAUCUCUUUCUUCCAUUCUUCAUGGGGCUAACUAUUUCAAGCUACAUGGUUGUCCUAGGAAUUAUCUUCAUUACAUGUCAGGUCGCAUGGCCGACAAUCAUAUUCGUUGUUCCAUUGGGGUGGCUGAACAUCUGGUACAGGGGAUAUUACCUUGCAACCUCACGGGAGCUAACUCGUCUGGAGUCAAUCACAAAAGCACCAGUUAUCCAUCAUUUCUCAGAGACGAUUCUUGGUGUAACAACCAUCAGGUGCUUCAGAAAGGAGGAUAGGUUUUCCCAAGAAAAUUUAGACAGGGUUAAUUCAAGCUUAACAAUGGACUUUCACAAUAAGGCCUCUAGCGAGUGGCUUGGUUUCAGGUUGGAACUGAUUGGAAGUUUCAUCCUCUGUAUAUCUGCUCUCCUAAUGGUGAUGCUGCCUAGCAGUUUUGUCAAACCAGAGUAUGUUGGUCUAUCUCUUUCCUACGGUCUUUCCCUUAAUGGUGCACUCUUCUGGACGGUAUGGAUUAGUUGCUUUAUGGAGAACAGAAUGGUUUCUGUUGAGAGGAUGAAACAGUUUACUGAUAUUCCUUCUGAGGCUGCUUGGGAGAUCGAAGACUGUCUUCCUUCACCAAGUUGGCCCACCCAAGGAGACAUUGAUGUCUCUGGCUUGCAGGUAAGAUACCGGGAAAACACUCCUUUAGUCCUGAAUGGCAUUACACUUAGCAUUAGAGGUGGAGAAAAGAUUGGUGUUGUCGGGAGAACUGGUAGUGGUAAAUCAACAUUUAUUCAAGCAUUAUUCCGGAUAGUGGAGCCAUAUCGAGGUAGGAUAAUCAUCGAUGGAGUAGAUAUCUGUACAUUGGGCCUUCAUGAUCUGAGGUCGCGCUUUGGUAUUAUUCCUCAAGAACCUGUUCUUUUUGAGGGAACAGUGAGAAGUAACAUUGAUCCAACAAGACAAUAUUCAGAUGAUGAGAUAUGGCAGAGCCUUGAACGCUGUCAGCUCAAAGACGUGGUAACUGCAAAACCUGAGAAGCUAGACGCAAUGGUGGUUGACUACGGAGAGAAUUGGAGCGUAGGGCAGAGACAGCUUCUAUGUCUAGGCCGUGUAAUGCUGAAACACAGCAAAAUUUUGUUUAUGGAUGAGGCGACUGCCUCGGUGGAUUCACAGACAGAUGGCGUGAUUCAAAAAAUUAUCCGUGAGGACUUUGCUUCAUGUACCAUUAUCAGCAUUGCUCACAGAAUACCGACAGUCAUGGAUUGUGACAGAGUUCUGGUUAUUGAUGCUGGUAGGGCGAAAGAAUUCGACAGCCCCUCCAACUUGAUCGAGAGGCCAUCUCUCUUCGGUGCAUUAGUUCAGGAGUAUGCUAAUCGCUCAUCCGACCUAUAAAGUGUCGUCCACUGAGUUGAUAGGUCAGCAACGGUUAAUGCACAAAUUGAGCGGGCUUGGUCGUAUCGAUGAAGAUAUCAGAGGUUGAAGAUCAUUAUUCACUUCUGCCUGUCAAUGAAACCGAGUCGUCAAUGAUUUUGUCUGAGAGUAGAGAAGGUAGGGAAGCUUUUUACCGGAGAAAUUGGAAGGGAAAAAAAAAACUAGAGAGGGAGAUAAUUAAAUUUUUCUGAGUUGAGUGUUGUAUUUGUCUAUCUGUUCUCUUCUAAAUUUUUUUUUUAUUUAUUUGAUGUUUUCCGAUAUAUAAAAUAUAUCUGCGGCGUUGAUGUCGUUACCUAAUUUGAAUUGCAAAUAUGAGAGGAUAAAUAAGUCAAGUGGUGCUACAACUUUAUUGUCUUUAUGCCAUUAUCACAAAAUGCUGUAGCUAUGUUUCGUAUAUUUACCUUUGAAAUGUAUUUUUUUUUUAAGAACUGGAAAUAGAUCAAAAUAUAGAUCUCA